UCGUAAACCAAAACGAUUUGAAAAAUAACCCGCCAUGUUGGUUUUUACUCGUUAGAUUAUUAGUGUUGUUGUCGCGGUCGUAAAUUUUACAGGUUACAGGUAACGUUAGGUUGUCAUCAUGGAGUCCCGCUUUGCUACGCUGCGCCAGCGAGACAGCAGCGUGUCAAUGCUGAGGGUCAAAAUGUCUCGUAGGCUUUCGCUUAGUCAGAAGGAGAACAGGGGAAAGAUGGUUAAUUCUAGGAGACAGAUAGAAAAGCUGUCUGAAAUGGACCAAAGCAGCAUAAUGGAUGCCUCCGCCGUGACACGAAACAUGUCAGUCAUUCAGGAGAAAUUUGACAACGUCUUGAAAACUGCGAAAACUGAGGCAGGACUGGAUCGACUUAAACAGCUGGAGCGCUGGAAGGAGAGGAAAACACUGGAGAAGGAGAAGAGUAAGAGGGAAAAGGAGCUAAAGGACGUCUUCAGGACUGGUCUGUACCAUCCAAAGGACACCUUCAACUGUGUGGCUCUGCCUCCGGUGCCGAAGAGCAAAGCAAGACCUAAAGAGGCUGUGGUCAACGUGAGCCUGCCCUCCAGAGUCACCCGGUCGGGGAAACGUCAGCCGCAGCCUCAGAAGUCUCUGCCGCCACAGAAAGAACCGGAAGUGGUCCCUGCCGUUAAAAAAGUGGAGCCUUCCGUGGGGCGGACCACCAGAAGCCGUGUGGCGGGAACACAACCUGCGCCGGUGUCUACCAGAGUUAAAGCCACAGUGGCGCCGGUGGGUCGAGCCAUGUCCACUAGAUCAGCCAGGGGCCCUCCUGUAGCCUCUGUACCCAAGGCUAAAGACAAGCACACCGCAGAUGCAAGCCUGAUCAAUGGAACACGGAAAAUUUUAUCUGGGAAAGCAAGUACAAAUAAAGUGACAUCUGAAGAGCAACCCAUUUUACACAAGGAGUCUGAUCCAGGACAGGAGGCCGGCCCUCCUACCAACAUUCCCACUGAAGAGGAUGAGGAGAGGGUGUUGAAGGAUGUACAGGCUGGCCCACCUCCUGUUGAGGCCCCAGCUACCUUCGCCCCUCAGGGCUUUUUAUUCCAGGCUCCCGUGGGCCUGUCAAGCUUCAAGUUUGAGCCCCUCACUCCACGCUCUGCAGACUCCUUCCUCAGGCCCAGUCCCAGCCUUAAUUUCCCUCCGGUUCCCGCCUUUCACCUCGAGCCCCAGGCUGAGCCGAGCAGCUUCCUCCCCCUCCACUCCCCGCCUCGUACCUCUCCGGCCCUGGCCCCCCGGCCGGACCACAUCAGCCCCCAAGCGCCAGUGCACGAUGUGCCCUACUUCCGACUCCAAAUGGUGUUGGAGACUGAUAAGCUGACCGGCCUGUCAGCGCUCUGGGAGCCCAGGGUGCAGGACGAGACCAUCCCAGAAGAGAUGCGGAACAGCAUGCGCACGGUGGUGGGCCAGGCCAGGCUGCUCAUAAAGGAGCGUUUCGGCCAGUUCCGUGGACUGGUGGACGACUGCGAGCUGGGCCGAGGGGAGAGGAUCACCAGCUGCAUGGACCUGGAGGGCUUCUGGGAGAUGGUCUACUACCAGGUGGUGGAUGUAGAGAAAAAGUUUGCUGCCCUCAAGGAGGCGGAGGCCAAUAAUUGGGUGGAGGAACUGAAGCCUGCAGCACCCCUACCGAAAAAAGUGAUCAAGAAACCCCCCACCGCUGCCCCCUCGGCCCCCAAGCCAGCGGCAGCCAUCGCAGCGGGCAGGUCGCGCCUGGCCACCGCGAAGGCCGCCAUGAAGGCCGCCAUGUUGGCAAAGAAGCAGGCCGCAGAGGCAGCCAGCGCCACCCAGUCCGCUGGGAACGCUGACGAGGUCGAGGAAGCCCUCCCACGGGAGGCCAAACCCCCGGACGCCGAGCCCCUGGGGCCGGACACCGUGCUUUUCCACGGUGGCUUCUUCCAGGUGGAGAGCCCCGCCAAGCUGCCAGGCUCCACCAGGAAGUCCCUCCGUCUGAGUUGUGCUGUCCAGCCUCGAGUCUCCCCUCAGCACUUUAUGCUCAAAUGCGCCAACCCGACCAGAGCCAAUAACUCCAACCCGACCAGAGCCACUAACUCCACCCCUGCCAGAGCCACUAACUCCACCCCUGCUAGAGCCACUAACUCCACCCCUGCUAGAGCCACUAACUCCACCCCUGCUAGAGCCACAAACUGCUCCCCCACCCCUGCCGGAGACGCCAUCACCACCCCAGCCAAAGAUGACACCACCACCCAAGCCAGAGCCACCAGAGCCUCCUCCAGGGCCACUCCUGCGAGAGCCACCCCCACCCUAGCCAGGGACAACGCCACCCCAGCCAGAGACACCACCACCACCCCUGCCAGAGAAACCCCAGCCAGAGCCACCAGAGCCACCCCUGCGAGAGCCGCCUACACCCCUGCGAGAGCCUCCGACACCCCUGCGAGAGCCUCCACCACCCCUGCGAGAGCCUCCACCACCCCUGCGAGAGCCUCCACCACCCCUGCGAGAGCCUCCACCACCCCUGCGAGAGAAACUACCACCCCUGCAAGAGCCACCCCUGGCAGAACCACCACCACCCCCGCCAGAGUCACCCGCAGAUCACAGUUCACCUCCUGCUCAACCCCCAGUGACAUACCCCCCUCCAGCCCGCCUGGGGUGCAGAGCCAAGACGAGCCCCUGGAAGCUAGCGUUGUAGCGAGCGCACCGCAGACCCCAGCGAGCGCACCGCAGACCCCAGCGAGCGCACCGCAGACCCCAGCGAGCGCACCGCAGACCCCAGCGAGCGCACCGCCCUCUCCAGCGAGCCACGUCCUCGAGGCCCGCUCUCUGAGCUUCAGCCUCUCCCCCUGCUCAGGACACAGCACCCCAGGGGUGCUGUGUACAGACCCCAGCCACCCUUCUCUCCCAUUCCUCCAAAAGAUCCACAUUGAGGGGCAGGAGUCUAUUUGCGACACUCCGGACAACUCUGUCCUUGAGAAUGUUCCUGGGCUGGACUUUGAGCGCUACCUCCAGCCCAGUGAGGGAUGCAGCCCGCCUCCCGGGCCCGUCGCCAUGGAGACGUUAUCGCCCAAGGCGGUGGCAAUGGAGAUGGGCAGUCCCAUGGCGGAGGACGGCUCCGGGGACCUGCUCCCUCAGGAGGAGGCUUUGUCGACCCCUGCAGGCCUGCACGCGGUGUCUUCCAAUCUCGCACCACACGACAAACAGGCCCAGCCAGACCUGCUCCUCUUCACCCCUGACCACCGGGACAGAAUACGGGCGUCCAUGUGUCCGAGGGACCUCAUGGUCUUUACUCCUCCCGAGGCAUGAGCGAAAAGCUAUUUUUAUGGGUGAUUUCAUAAUCUUUUUUCGUAUACCCAAAAUAUUUUAUUACUUAUUUGUUUCAAUAAAACAUCACAACUGUGAACGGAGUGA
Gadus morhua (Atlantic cod) is the source of this 3388-nucleotide messenger RNA. It is a transcript of the gene dlgap5, whose product is annotated as discs, large (Drosophila) homolog-associated protein 5. Gene Ontology annotation, molecular function: microtubule binding. Lineage: Eukaryota; Metazoa; Chordata; Actinopteri; Gadiformes; Gadidae. The transcript has 19 exons. The record is from RefSeq and is a predicted model, not a curated record. Gene Ontology annotation, biological process: mitotic spindle organization; chromosome segregation; kinetochore assembly. Gene Ontology annotation, cellular component: spindle pole centrosome; cytoplasm; nucleus. The coding region runs from base 119 to 3283 and encodes 1054 amino acids.